AGGAUUUAAUACGUAAGCGAGGCGCAAUUAAGGGGAGGUUAACCAAUUUCAUUAACUAUUUAGAAAAAUUAGAUUCUUUAACGCCAUUACAAGUCAUUGAACUUCAAGCGCGUUUAAGCAAAAUGGACGCACUUUAUACACAAUUUGAAGAAAUUCAAUCUGAAAUUGACAUUUUAGUUGAUGAAAAUGAGUUGGCCGUACACUCCCCCGCCCGCACAGAGUUUGAGGAUUUGUUUUACGCAAACAUUGCCCUUGCGCAGGAGAUCUUAAACGCCAAUAAGCCUGUUAAAAAUGAUGAUAAUUCUUCCAGUGCCUCGUACGUUUCAGGUGACGCCGAGGAGCACGCACGCACGAAUCAUAAGGUGGUACACACAAGCACCCGAGGUAUUAAAUUACCGACAAUCCAGAUCCCCAAAUUCAGCGGUCAGUACGAGGAGUGGUUGGAGUUUCACGAUUUAUUCGUCUCUUUGAUACAUGAACAUACGGCGAUAUCAGACAUACAGAAGUUUCAUUACUUAAGGGCAUCCCUGGAGGGGGCCGCUGCGCAGGUAAUCAAAUCUUUAGAGUUUUCAGCUCGCAAUUAUAGAAUAGCUUGGGAUUUGUUGUGCGACAGGUUUGACAAUAAACGCAUACUUAUUCAAAAUCAUAUCCAAGCGCUGUUCGCUUUAGAACAAAAUAAAAAAGAAUCCUAUCAAUCAAUUCGUAAAAUAAUAGACACUUUUACUAAAAACUUAAGAGCCUUAGAGACUCUCGGAGAGCCCACCACUUCGUGGGACACUCUCAUUAUUUAUAUUAUGAGUACAAAAUUAGAUUCUAGAACAUUGCGGGAAUGGGAAGAGCAUAAAUCCGAUUUAAAAAGUAUUAAAUUAGACGACUUCACUUCAUUCUUAAAAAACAGAGCCGAUUUACUUGAAACGUUACACAUGAGUAACAAUAACACAAAUGUCAGCGCCAGAGCUGAUCGAUACAAAUCUGCCGAGUAUGUCAAGAGUCUCGCAGCAGUCACUAGUGCGCCACAGCCAAAAUAUACGUCAUACAAUUACAGCUGCCCCUUGUGCAAGCAAAAUCAUCGCAUUUAUAGGUGUGAACAGUUUCUAGGACAAUCUGUCAACGAGAGAGCAGAAUCGGUGAAGAGGCUCAAGUUAUGUGAGAACUGCCUCCGCCCCGGUCAUCAGGCUCGCGUUUGCAGAUUGGGCCCAUGCAUGAAAUGUUCAAAAAAACAUAAUUCAGUGCUUCAUUCAGAUACAGCGUCAGGAUCAUCUGAGCCAUCAGUUGUGGGUGCGACCUCACAUAUAGUCAUGCCAUCAGGGCGAGGCGUACUCUCAACUGCCGUGAUCCACAUGUACGACAAGGACAACCACCGCCAUGAAGUAAGAGCCUUUAUUGAUAAUGGUAGCAUGUCUUCCUUCAUGACGGAUUCCUUGUUACGUAAAUUACAACUUAAAAACACAGAAUUUCAAACAUCCAUUGUUGGAUUAAAUAAACAGAUUUUGUCACAUGUCUCAAAAAAGUGCAAUGCAACAAUCGAAUCGAGAACUAGUCCAUUUAAAGCCAACAUGACAUUCUACGUUGUACCGGAGGUUGUAGCUCUAGAGUCAAAUGUGCCUAAACUAAAUAUACCUAAACAUGUAAUAAUGGCAGACCCAGAGUACUUCAACCCGACGAACAUAGACAUUCUACUGGGCGCAGAAAUAUUCUGGGAGCUGCUUGAACACGACCAAAUUAGUUUAGGUACAGGUUAUCCAAUAUUACACAAAACAAAGCUCGGUUACGUAGUUGGCGGGCCUACCCUAGGCCUUAAUCAUAAAAACACAAAUUCAGUUGAACCAAUACAUUGUAAUCUGAUCGCGAACAAUACAGUACAGGAACAACUAGCUAAAUUCUGGUGUCUUGAGGAGGUUUCGGAUAAUUCUAAACAGGUCUAUUCUGUAGAAGAACGUUUAUGCCCUCUGAAUUUCGUGGAAAACUUUACUCGAAUGCCAGAUGGGCGAUUUUCAGUCGCAGUUCCUCUCAAGAAGCCAGAAUCAUGCUUAGGUGACUCAUUUAAUCGCGCUAAACAGUGCUUUCAAUCACUUGAGCGUAGGCUAGACAAGCAACCACUGUUAAAACAAAUGUAUACAGACUUCAUGUCAGAAUAUAUUGAACUAGGACACAUGUCUGAGACCAGAUCAGACACGCAAACUAACAAGAAGCCAUUUUUUCUGCCACAUCAUGGAGUUUUGCGCGAACAAAGCUCCACUACAAAGCUUCGUGCUGUAUUCAAUGGCAGUGCUGCCACGAGUUCAGGGGUUUCAUACAAUGACCUCCAAAUGGUCGGGCCCACUAUACAGAGUGAUUUAUUAUCGAUUCUUUUGCGAUUCAGGCAUUAUCCAUACGUUUUGACCGGAGACGUUGAGAAAAUGUACCGGCAAGUUUUAGUUCAUGACAAUCAAAGACAUUUACAGCAAAUUAUCUGGCGGGAUGAUCCUACUAAAGAAUUAAAAAUAUACAAAUUGAAUACAGUCACAUAUGGGACAGCAUCCGCGCCAUUUUUAGCCGUCAGGUGUUUGAAACAACUUGCUUUGGAAUGCCCAGAUCCACAAUUAGCCCAAAUCAUUAGUGACGACUUUUAUGUCGACGACUUAGUCACAGGUGCUCAAACAAAGGAGCAAUUAAUAAAAAUAAAAGAAGGCGUUUGCAAAGUAUUAUCCGCAGGUUGUUUCAAUCUCCGUAAAAUCAGAUCCAAUAUAGAACUCUCUCAGUCAGAUUCAUGUCAGACAUUGAACCUCGGCGACCAAGGUUCGUCAAACACCUUGGGGCUGGGUUGGUCACCACCUGAUGAUAUAUUAUAUUAUUCAAUAAAGCAAACUGUUGAGCAAAAUCCAACCAAACGGUCAAUUCUGUCCGCCAUAGGACAGAUAUAUGAUCCGCUUGGCUUAUUAAGCGUAUGCGUCAUUCAAGCUAAAAUCAUGUAACAGAAACUUUGGUUAUUAAAAUGUAAUUGGGACGAUCCUUUACCCUCAAAUAUUGUAAAUUUAUGGCACAAGUUCCAAUCUGAAUUACGUCAUGUACCUGAUUUAAAAAUUCCGCGCUGUGUCAUCAAUGAUGAUCCAAAUAGUGUGAUUGAAAUUCACACUUUUUGUGAUUCGUCUCAGGACGCAUACGGCUCAUGCUUGUACGUUAGAUCGGAAUGUAACGGACAAGUGGAGAUCAACUUGCUAUGUGCAAAAAGCAAAGUCACACCUUUGAAACCUACGACGAUUCCGCGUCUAGAAUUGUGCGGUGCCCUUGUUGCUGCACGUCUGACUGAGAAAGUUCUGAAAUCUAUCCGCAUACCAAUAAAAAGAUGUAUUCUCUGGACUGAUUCAUCUAUCGUUUUAGGUUGGUUCCAAACGCAACCUAACAAACUAAAACAAUUCGUUAAAAAUCGUGUUGCUGAAAUUCAAGAGCUCACUGCUAAUCACGAAUGGCGCCAUGUGCCUACAGCUUUAAAUCCAGCAGACAUGUUAUCUCGCGGAGUAAACAUGUCAGAAUUACAAGAUUUAUCCAUGUGGUGGAAUGGCCCAGAUUUUCUAAAGGAAGAUGAAUCUAAUUGGCCUAAAAGUAACUUCGUAAAAAACAAUAUUGAAAUGCCAGAAAUGGUAACUGCUACAGCGGUCUCCAUAGACACAAAUCACGGUUUAAUUGAUUACAAAAGAUUUUCUAAAUUACUUAAAUUGAAAAGAUCACUCGCAUAUGCACUGCGUUUUAUUCAUAAUUGCAGAAACAAAAAUAGUAAAAAAUCUGGACCACUCACCACAAAUGAACUACAAGAUUCGUUCACUUUACUCUUGAAAUGGUCUCAAAAGCAAUCAUUUCAAGAAUAUGAUCAUUUAGUGAAAAAACAAUCAUUGCCAAAUAAAAAUAAACUUCUUUCGUUAUCUCCAUUUAUCGAUGACUUAGAACUAAUCAGAGUAGGCGGCAGAUUAAACAAUUCACAGUUCCCAUUCGAUAAAAAGCAUCCAGUAUUGCUCUCAUCUAAACACGCAUUAACACAACUCAUAUUUGUCGAAGAGCAUAUUCGUUUAAUGCAUGCUGGACCCCAAUUAUUAUUAUCAUCAAUUAAAGAAGAGUUUUGGCCUAUUGGUGGUCGCAAUUUGGCCAGAUCUGUCGCACACAAAUGCCUGAGGUGUUUCAAGCUACGGGCUCAAACAGUCAGUCCUAUAAUGGGUAAUUUGCCUGAGCAGCGCCUCAAUCCAGGUUAUGUUUUUCAAACCACGGGUGUAGAUUACGCGGGGCCACUUCUCGCCGCUGACCGUAAGGGACGUGGAUGUAAACUAAUCAAGGUCUAUGUUGUAGUGUUUGUGUGUUUCACCACUAAGUGUCUGCACCUCGAGCUGGUCACAAGUUUAACAAAGGAGGCAUACAUUGCUGCCUUACACAGGUUUAUUGCGCGUCGCGGAAAACCUGCAACUAUCUUUUCAGAUAAUGGCACUCAGUUUGUUGGGGCCAAAAAUGAGCUUAAUGCUUUCUUAAAGCAGAACUCUUCCUCCAUUUCCGAGUUUAUGGCGAAUGAAUUUGUUGAUUUUAAAUUCAUUCCAGCCUACGCACCUCAUUUUGGGGGGCUAUGGGAGGCUGGGGUUAAGUCUUUUAAACAUCAUUUAACCAGAGUUAUAGGCGACUCCCAUCUUACAUUUGACGAACUCUACACGAUUUUAGUCAAAAUAGAAGCUACGCUUAACUCACGACCUCUAUCACCAAUAUCUUCAGAUCCAUCAGAUCUAAAUCCAUUAACGCCAGGUCACUUUUUGGUCGGACGUCCUCUUACCGCUCUGCCAGUUCCUCCACUGGAAAAUGUAAAUCCGACCAGAUUGCAGCGAUGGAAUCGCGUUGAACAAAUCCACCAGCACUUCUGGACGAGAUGGCAGAAGGAAUAUGUCUCUGAGUUGCAGCAAAAGACAAAAUGGAGAUCAUGCAAAGGACACCUCGACACUGGAACGAUGGUCAUCAUCAAGGAAGACGCUGUGCCACCUUUAAAAUGGAGCCUUGGACGUAUCGUGCGUGUCCAUCCAGGCAUCGACGGAGUAAACAGAGUCGCCGAUAUCCAAACAAAUCGAGGCAUCAUCAGAAGAGCCUUCAAUCGAAUCUGUCCUCUUCCACUGGAUGACGAGCCUGUUGAAAGCAGGACUUUCAACGCCGGGGGGCAUGUUAAGGAACCCUAAUCUCACGGACAUCCGAGGGGAGUGCACCGCGCGGGAGGGGCAGCCGCAUCUAAUUUGCAUAAUCACUCUUCGACGUUCGCUGUUGACGAGCGCACAUAUACUUACGCCCUUUUUAGAACUCAAAAUCAGUGUCAAAAUGGUGUAGUUAAUAAGCCUAGAUACUAAAAACUGCAUGUACUGAAGAAUUUGAUUAAAAAUAAU
Messenger RNA from Cydia amplana, 5381 nucleotides. RefSeq lists its product as uncharacterized. NCBI's taxonomy places the organism in Eukaryota, Metazoa, Arthropoda, Insecta, Lepidoptera, Tortricidae. Bases 123 to 2954 code for a protein of 943 amino acids. The transcript has 2 exons. The record is from RefSeq and is a predicted model, not a curated record.